AUGGGCUGCUGCCCUGCCUGGCUUUACUGGUAUAGUAAGAACAAGCCAUAACCAAAAUUUCAUUUCUUUGGUGUUCCUGAAGCUACGAUCUGUGUCUUUGACUUAGAACAGAAGAAAGCAAAAGAUAAUGAAUUCCCAACUUGUGGCCACAUGGUGUCAGGUGAAUAUGAACAACUCUCUUCUGAAGCACUGGAGGCUGCCCAUAUUUGUACCGACAAAUACCUGUUAAAGAGUUAUGGAAAGGAUGGCUUUCAUAUCCGGGUGAGGCUGCACCAUUUCCACGUCACCCAUAUCAACAAGAUGUCUUGUGCUGGAGCUGACAGGCUCCAGGCAGGUAUGUCCAGUGCCUAUGGAAAUCCCAGAACACAGUGGCCAGGCCAUCAUGUGCAUCUGUAUCAAGCUGCAGAAAAAGGAACAUGUAUGUGA
Messenger RNA from Rattus rattus (black rat), 426 nucleotides. RefSeq names its product 60S ribosomal protein L10-like. Gene Ontology annotation, molecular function: structural constituent of ribosome. The record is from RefSeq and is a predicted model, not a curated record. Gene Ontology annotation, cellular component: ribosome; cytosolic large ribosomal subunit. Gene Ontology annotation, biological process: translation; ribosomal large subunit assembly. NCBI's taxonomy places the organism in Eukaryota, Metazoa, Chordata, Mammalia, Rodentia, Muridae.